This is a messenger RNA of Anoplophora glabripennis (Asian longhorned beetle), 753 nucleotides long. RefSeq lists its product as uncharacterized. Bases 1 to 753 code for a protein of 250 amino acids. Lineage: Eukaryota; Metazoa; Arthropoda; Insecta; Coleoptera; Cerambycidae. The record is from RefSeq and is a predicted model, not a curated record. The transcript is spliced from 2 exons.
AUGUGUUAUAACACUGCAAGUUUAGUGCUGUUACUAAUUAUUUCGUACAAUGCUGUAUCGGCUCAAAAUGUUUCCGAUAUUUUAAAAUCCGUCGUAGUUUUUCGAGGAUGUCUUAAACAUAAGCACUCAGUAGUAUGUAUGAAGGAAAAAGCAUUAGAAAUUUUGAAUGAAACUAUAAUGAAUGAUAAUCCAAUGCACAUUGGUUUCUUAGAAAUACAGAGAAACCCGGAUUUCUUUAUUAAUUCAACUGAAAAUGAAGUUUUGCCUCGAGAAGCAAGUGAAAGAAGUUCCAGACUUAGCGAUAUUAUUUUAAACAAAAUAGAACAAUUUUUCAAGUCACGGACAGUGAAAUUAAAUCUGUCAGAUGCCUUUGAAGGUCGAAAAGGAGGUGGUGGUGGAGGGGGAGGAGGAGGUAAAGGUGGUAAAGGCGGUGCGAUGGCUAUGAUGGCUAUAGCCGGUAUGGGUGCAAUGAUGGCAAAUAUGAUGAUGGGCAAAAUGGCAUUAAUGUCCGGGUCGGCUCUAAUGAUUGCAAAAAUAUCUCUAAUUUUGUCGAUAAUCAUGAUUGUCAAGAAAAUGCAAGGAAGUGGUGGAGGAGGUGGUGAAGAAAAACAUAUAGUGUAUGCUACAUCGAGUGACUCUGGUCAUAGUCAUGGAGGUGGAGGAGGAUGGCAUCGAAGUCUAGAGGAUGCCCAAAAUAUAGUUUAUCGAGGACAGUGGGGACCUUCUUCUUCAGAAAAUGGUUCAGGUUUAUAA